Messenger RNA from Perca fluviatilis (European perch), 2228 nucleotides. RefSeq names its product zinc finger and BTB domain containing 34 (gene zbtb34). The coding region runs from base 295 to 1875 and encodes 526 amino acids. Gene Ontology annotation, biological process: regulation of transcription by RNA polymerase II. The record is from RefSeq and is a predicted model, not a curated record. The transcript is spliced from 2 exons. Lineage: Eukaryota; Metazoa; Chordata; Actinopteri; Perciformes; Percidae. Gene Ontology annotation, molecular function: DNA-binding transcription factor activity, RNA polymerase II-specific; protein binding; RNA polymerase II cis-regulatory region sequence-specific DNA binding.
CCACGUUAUCUUUUACAAACUAUUUGAAGAACGACUGUAGGCUACUUCACAUUUAUUUUUGCGCGUGUCCACGUCGUAUAUUAAGAACAUGAUGUCUUAGUACAUAACACUGACAUGAGCAAGGGAGGGGCAGCUGCUGCAAAACACACUGAUAGAAUGAAUGCAAAGAGCCAAAAGAACACUUCCUGUUGAUGCAAAAAUUGCAGCAGCAACUGUCUGACACAUCUGGACUGGAGAGGGGGGGAGGCCUGGCUGUAGUGUUAGCGAACUACUGAGUGGAAUGGACAACGUUUAAUGCUAAUCUGCAAGACGGCAGCCGACAAACUGGAGAAACAUAUCCAAGAAAUGGACGACGGCAGCUACAUCGAGUUUGAUGUGCCGGAGUUCAGUAACACUGUUCUGACCCAGCUCAAUGAGCUGCGGCUGCAAGGGAAGCUGUGUGACAUAAUAGUUCACAUUCAGGGCCAGCCAUUUCGAGCCCACAAGGCCGUGCUGGCAGCUAGUUCACCCUACUUUCGUGACCACUCAGCUCUCAGCACCAUGAGUGGCCUUUCCAUCUCGGUCAUCAAAAGCCCCGAGGUGUUUGAGCAGCUUCUUGCGUUCUGCUACACGGGUCACAUGUCCCUGCAGCUCAAGGAUAUUAUCAGUUUCCUCACUGCUGCCAGCUUUCUGCAGAUGCAGGCCAUCAUUGACAAGUGUACCCAAAUCCUGGAGAGCAUCCACUCCAAGAUCAGCCUCCCAGUUAGUGUUUGCAGCCCAGAGAAGGACGACUCGCAGACCGGCGGCAACGGGGUCAAUGACAGCAACCUCUUUGUAAACCCUACCCAGAUCUCCCCCCCUUACUACUCCCGGCAGAGUCAGGCAGGACACGACGCGCGCUUUGAGCUGUCAGGGAAAGGCCUAGGCCGGGGGCGACAGCAGCAAGAGGAAGGCCAGUCGGACCGAGGCAGUAGUGACAGUGUGUCGGAGCUUGACGCUCCCAUGGAUGGAGAAACGGAGCAAGUGGAACUGAUCGGCAAAGAUGGGCAAGUAACCGAUGUGCACGUGAAGAUAGAGAAGACAGACAGGCCCACGUACUCCGACAGCUCCUCAGCUGGUGACGACGGCUACCACACGGAGUUGGUGGAUGGAGAACAGGUAUUGGCUGUUAGCGUGGGCUCCUAUGGUCCUGUCAUCCAGUCUGCUGCCUAUUCGUACUCAGGGCUGUCCUCGCCAUGCUUUGUCAACCUUACCAACUCCAGUCCUUCCCGCUCCAUGCUCAGUGGCUACAGAGGUGGGCGAGCCAGGGCAAAGCGACCCUUGGCCAUCCCAGCGGCAGUGCUGAGUCAUAUCAAACCAGGCUUGGAUGACGGCGAAUCAGCAGUGGGACCCGCGGGGCUGGAGAACGACGUGCGCGAGCGCAGCCUGCGGAGCCAGUGGUACCCCUACAACGAGAGACUCAUUUGCAUCUACUGUGGAAAGACCUUCAAUCAGAAAGGGAGCCUGGAUCGCCACAUGCGCCUGCACAUGGGAAUCACCCCAUUUGUUUGUAAAUUCUGUGGCAAGAAGUACACAAGGAAAGACCAGCUGGAGUACCACAUCCGUGGCCACACGGACAACAAGCCCUUCCACUGUCAGAUCUGUGGCAAGUGCUUCCCGUUUCAGGGCACCCUUAACCAGCACCUGAGGAAGAAGCACAUGGGAGCAUCAGAGGGCAGUAAUCACAUAGACUCUCCAGAGACGACGGAGGGGAACUCAGGUCAGAAGGACCAAGAGGAUACGUCCGAGGGGAUGGCCUUUGAGGCACAAUAUGCAGAAGAGGCACCAGCCAAUGAUAUGGAGGAGAGUUCAAAAUGCAGUCCAGAGGAGGCCCAAGCAUCAAGAUGUGAUUUGUAGGUCCUGCUUCAGGUUAAAGAAGCUUUAAGAAAUGUUUAUCUUAACUCAACUUAUAGGACUUUUUUUUCCUUUUCUUUUUGAAUCAGCUCCCUCUACUAUAGACAUUUCCUGCGUCAAGGGAUUCUGUCAAUUUUGUGAAAGUUAGAUGUUGAAUGCGGAGAGCAAAUGGGUGCUUUAUAGAAAUUUGAUUAUUUCAAGCAAAGGGAGUAACAACUUACUAUUUUUCAGGAGGUCCCAGUAAUCAAGACCCCCUCAUUGAUUUCUCUUUAUAUCUUUCCAUGUUUUUUAAAACAUAUUUACAGAGUUAUAUAGGCAUGUUGCAAUAAUUGAUAAUGUGAAAGCUCUGGUAAGAU